Baudoinia panamericana UAMH 10762 is the source of this 1134-nucleotide messenger RNA. RefSeq lists its product as uncharacterized. Gene Ontology annotation, biological process: monoatomic ion transport. Gene Ontology annotation, cellular component: plasma membrane; endoplasmic reticulum. Bases 1 to 1134 code for a protein of 377 amino acids. Gene Ontology annotation, molecular function: monoatomic ion channel activity. The record is from RefSeq and is a predicted model, not a curated record. The transcript has 8 exons. NCBI's taxonomy places the organism in Eukaryota, Fungi, Ascomycota, Dothideomycetes, Mycosphaerellales, Teratosphaeriaceae.
AUGAUCGUCGACCCCGUGCAGGCCUUUGCUACGGGCACCAUCCCGAUUGCCACGAGCUCCGCCACUCCCCUGCCCACCAUCAUUCCGUCGCUGCCAGAGUACCAGACAGCUACCGAUACUGGCAACCGCACACUAUGGGUCGUCUUCGUUGUCAUGCUCGUCGCCUCCAUCGUCUUCGCCGGCUUGUCAUGGAACGUCCCAAUGUCUAAGCGCCUUUACCACAUCGUCACUUGCCUCAUCACCAUCUUCGCCUCCCUCUCCUACUUCGCCAUGGCUACCGGCCACGGUAUUGGCUACCACCACGUCGUCGAGCGCGAGUCCCACAAGCACGUUCCGGACACCACUUACGACGUCUACCGUGAGGUGUACUGGGCUCGCUACGUUGACUGGUCGCUUACCACCCCGCUUCUCCUCCUUGACCUCUGCCUUCUCGCCGGCAUCAGCGGUGGCAACAUCAUGAUCGCCAUCGUUGCCGACAUCAUCAUGAUCCUUGGCGGUCUCUUCGCUGCCUUCGGCUCCGAGGGUACUCCGCAGAAGUGGGGUUGGUACACCAUUGCCUGCAUUGCCUACCUUGUGGUCAUUUGGCAACUCGCCUACAACGGCCGUGCCAUGGCCAUGAGCAAGGGUGGCAAGGUUGGCAACUUCUUCGCCGCCAUCGGUGGCUUCACCCUUGUCAUCUGGACUGUCUACCCUAUCAUCUGGGGUAUCGCCGACGGCUCCCGUAACAUGAACGUCGAUGAGGAGAUCAUUGCCUACGCUGUUCUGGACAUCCUCGCCAAGCCCGUCUUCGGUACAUGGCUCAUUUACACCCAUAUGACCAUGCCGGAGACCAACGUGGAGAUUGGUGGCUUCUGGUCUGAGGGUCUCAAGGGUGAGGGCCAGCUCCGUGUCGGAGAUGACGACGAGGGUAAGCAAGACGGUCUGGCGAAGCGACCGGAGAAGGACGAGCUUGUGGAACGCAAUAUCUUGCCGGACAGCAUGGCGGCUCCUGCAUUGCAGGAGAAGCAGAGGGAGUUGGAGAAGCAUAUGCGCGCGGAUAGUCUGGAGAAACAUUUGCAGCAGCGGCCGAAGGUGGAGGAGCUGGUGAAGGAGGGCAUCUUGCAGCCGGACGAGAACCCGAUUGCGGAGGGCUAA